UCUCAAUCACACUCCAGUUCCCUCUUCAGACUUCACGCUUUCCACUCAAAAUGGCUGUUAAAUAUAUCGAAAAGGUUACGAUCGUUGGGGCUGGAGGACGAAUCGGCAGGGCGUUCGCGGAGAACCUUGUCAAAACCGGGCGACACACGGUGACGGCGCUGAGCCGCAAAGGCAGCAACAGCACGCCGAUUGACGGCGUCAAGGUCGUGCCCGUCGACUACGAUGACGAGGAGUCUCUGAUCUCCGCCCUGCGCGGCCAACAAUUCCUCAUCAUCACGCUGUCGGUGCGGGCGAAGAAGGAAGUGCAUACCCAAAUUGUCACGGCCGCGAGUAAAGCCGGCGUGCCGUACAUCAUGCCCAACAUUUUCGGAGGCGACGCUGCCAACGCCAACGUCCUCAAUGACCCCGUCAUCGGCACCUUGUACCAGGAGCGCAUCGGCGAGGUCGAGAAAUCCGGCAGCGCGUAUGUCGUGCUGGUCUGCGGGCAGUGGUACGAGUGGUCUCUCGCGCUGCCGAAGCCGUGGUUUGGAUUCGACAUCCGUCAGCGGGAGGUCACAUUCUACGACGACGGCAAGACGCGGGUGAACGUCAGCACGUGGGAUCAGUGCGGCCGCGCAGUCGCUGCGCUGCUGAGCCUGCCGGAGAAUGGGGCAUCUCCUUGCGUGGCGGAUUGGAAGAAUCGGCAGCUCUACGUCUCCAGCUUCAAGGUCAGCCAGCGGGAUAUGCUCGACAGCCUGAAUCGCGUGCUGGGGACGACGGAUGGGGAUUGGAAGAUCGACUACGAAGCGACGGACAAGCGGUAUCAGCGCGGUCUCGCGGCGAUGAAGGCAGGGGAUCGGUCUGGCUUUGCGACGGCAUUGUACGCCAAAGCUUUCUUCCCCAACGGAGAUGGGGAUCUCGAGGGAAAGGGAGUGCUGGACAACAAGACCCUCGGUUUGCCGCAGGAGGAUCUGGAUGAGAUCACAAGGAGGACGGUGCAGAUGGUGAAAGAGGGGUUCGUGGAGAAGACGUUUGCCGAGCUUUCGGGAUGAGGCUCGAAGAGAGGAUGCCGUGUUUGGUGCAUAUAACGUAGAAGCAUGGGUUCUAUGUGAUUGAUAUACAUCUUACUAGGCCGCAGGCGGCGGCAUCACUUGCUGCUCGCACCGUCCGAACUAGACUUGCUUUCCAUUCCAUCCGGACGAAACUUGCUUUUCACACCGUCCGAACUAGACUUGCUUUUCACACCCUCCGGACGAGACUUGCUGCUCGCACCGUCCGAACUAGACUUGCUUUCCAUUCCAUCCGGACGAAACUUGCUUUUCACACCGUCCGAACUAGACUUGCUUUUCACACCCUCCGGACGAGACUUGCUGCUCGCACCGUCCGAACUAGACUUGCUUUUCACACC
Molecule: messenger RNA, 1387 nt
Organism: Neohortaea acidophila
Lineage: Eukaryota; Fungi; Ascomycota; Dothideomycetes; Mycosphaerellales; Teratosphaeriaceae
Exons: 2
Coding region: 51-1031 (326 amino acids)
Source: RefSeq, a predicted model, not a curated record